Molecule: messenger RNA, 1256 nt
Organism: Tarenaya hassleriana
Lineage: Eukaryota; Viridiplantae; Streptophyta; Magnoliopsida; Brassicales; Cleomaceae
Product: phosphoglycerate mutase-like protein 1
Exons: 10
Coding region: 213-956 (247 amino acids)
Cellular component (GO): cytoplasm
Molecular function (GO): phosphatase activity
Source: RefSeq, a predicted model, not a curated record
CUUUUUCUUCUCUCUCUCUCUCCCCGUCUCUGGUUCACGUCUUCUCUCUCUGCGGCAGAUAUGGAGAGUGGUGCCUGCGUAGGUCUGUACCCCUUGCAUCGCUGCAAAACCAUUCACCUGGUGAAUACCAAUGCUCCUUGUUGAUUCAAGAUUACGUGAGACAUGCGCAGGGGAUCCACAAUGUUGACGGGGAGAAGAAUUAUAAGGCAUAUAUGUCUCCUGAGUACUUUGAUGCAGAAUUGACCCCACUUGGAUGGCAACAGGUUGAUAAUCUGCGCAAGCAUGUCCGUGCUAGUGGACUUCACAAGAGGAUUGAAUUGGUCAUCACGUCCCCACUAAUGAGAACAAUUCAAACUGCUGUCGGUGUUUUUGGUGGAGAUGGCUACACAAAUAUCAGUGAUGUAGUACCUCUAAUGGUAGCAAAUGCAGGAAAUAGCAGCCGUGCUGCGAUCUCAAGUUUAAACUGCCCACCCAUUGUUGCCGUAGAGUCCUGCAGGGAACAUUUGGGAGUCCAUCCGUGUGAUCAGAGGAGAAGCAUCGGCGAGUAUCAGUUUCUUUUUCCUGCAGUUGACUUUUCACUGAUAGAGACUGAUGAAGACAAGUUAUGGAAGGCUGACAUUAGAGAGACGACUGAAGAACUUGCAGCCAGGGGAACCAGAUUCCUGAACUGGCUGUGGACAAGGGAAGAGAAAGAGAUUGCGAUAGUUACACACAGCGGUUUCUUGUUUCACACUUUGAAAGCGUACGGGAACGACUGCCACCCAGACGUGAAGAAGGAGAUAAGCAAACACUUUGCGAAUUGUGAGCUCCGUUCAAUGGCUCUAGUGGACAGAAGUAUGGUGGGAUCGGAUCCGUCGACAACGAACUAUCCAGGAAAGAUACCCGAGGGGCCUGACCUACCCAGCGAUGCGGAAGACGUGAAACUAGAGGGGAAUGAAUCCGACCCUGCUUCGUAACUACACGACCAUUAAAGUACCCAUUCCAAACCAUUUAUCCUAAACCGUCAAUCAUUCUCGGGUGUUUUGUUUUUCUCUUUUUGGAUGGUAUGCACUAUGCCCUUUCUCCAGGUGAAUUUGAGCUUAUACGACUCGGUCCAAAGUAAUUCGUACCAAGUUCGAGCCACCAGAACGCGUUUCUUAUUUCUCAAAAAAACUUUAGUUUUCGUUAUCCAUUACUGGUUGUGAUACCCAAAUCGGUCAUUGAUUAUGUGACAUAUUCAUGGGAAGAAAGAAUUUCCACCUUUGGACCGUUGACAA